Molecule: messenger RNA, 2848 nt
Organism: Linum tenue
Lineage: Eukaryota; Viridiplantae; Streptophyta; Magnoliopsida; Malpighiales; Linaceae
Source: the annotation of a GenBank genome assembly
GCAUCCAAAUAAAUAGAGAGAUAAAGAAAGUAGAAAUACAAGAUAGCACCAAGGAAAAACAUCGAGAAAGGUAGCAUUUUCUUUCCCACAAAGCUCCAAAGGAAAGUAAGGGAGCCGUCAGCUGAGGCGAGGAGAGGAAGAAAAGAAAAGAAAAAACUAAAGAAGAAAUGUUUUUUCUUCUGUAUGUGUGGCGUUUGUGAACUGUGAAGUGAAGAAUAUGGACAUCACAUGAUCUCUCCUUCUUUCUCCUCCUUUUCUCUCUCUAAACUCUCACUCUCACUCUCCCUCCAACUUUACCUUUUCACCGCCUCCUCCAGCUCCUCCGCCGCUCCUCCCCUUCACCCCACCCACCGCCAUCAAUUCCCAGAUCUCCGCUUCCAUUCCCCGUAUCCCAAAUCCGGAAUCCGUCGAGUCGCCAUGUUGGCGGCUCGAUCUCUGUUCCUCCUCUUUCUCGCGGCGGCUCUGCUGGCCGGCCUCGAGGCGGCGCAGCAGGGGAUCGCCCUCUCGACCAAGCUGAUUCACCGCUUCUCCGACGAGGCCAAGGCGUUGAGAGUUGGUCGGAAUGUCACCGCCAGCGUCUACUGGCCGGAGAAGAGGAGCUUGGAGUACUACAGCUUGCUGCUCGACAGCGACCUUCAGAGGCAGAAGAUGAAGCUCGGCCCUCGCUACCAGUUCCUUUUCCCUGUUGAAGGGAGCAAUACCGUCUCCUUGGGGAAUGACUUUGGAUGGUUGCACUAUACUUUGAUAGAUGUGGGGACUCCUCAUGUCUCCUUCCUUGUCGCAGUAGAUACAGGGAGUGAUUUGCUCUGGGUGCCCUGUGAUUGCUUGCAGUGCGCCCCAUUGUCGGCCCGUUACUAUGCCAGUUUGGGUCAAGAUCUCAAUGCAUAUAGUCCAUCUCAAUCAAGUAGCAGCAAGCUCCUCACAUGCAGCCACCAGUUAUGCGAACUUGGUUCAAAAUGCAAAAGUCCAACCCAGCAGUGCCCAUACUCUGUUGACUAUUACUCCGAGAAUACAUCCAGUUCUGGCUUGCUGGUUGAGGAUGUAUUAUAUUUUGCCUCAAAUGAUGAUCUUGGUGCAUCAAAUGCUUCUGUGAAAGCUCCGGUGCUCAUGGGAUGUGGCAUGACACAAAGUGGUGGUUACUUGGAUGGAAUUGCCCCGGAUGGUCUCAUGGGUUUGGGGCCAGGAAAAAUCUCAGUUCCAAGCUUUCUUGCAAAAGCAGGAUUUAUUCAGGAUUCCUUCUCUUUGUGCUUCGAUGAGGAAGAUUCAGGGAAAAUUUAUUUCGGUGAUCAGGGUCCGCAUGCCCAACAGUCUACUCCCUUCCUAACUUCAAAUGGAAAUUACACGACCUACAUAGUUGGAGUGGACGGGUGUUGCAUUGGUGGUUCUUGCCUUAAGCAGACAAGAUUCAAGGCACUGAUUGAUAGUGGUACAUCUUUCACAUUUCUUCCUGAGGAUGUGUAUGAGAAGACUGCUAAUGAGGUAGUUACUUGUUGUAUUUCUAUUCAAGUGACUUUGGGGGUUUGCUAUCAUUGCAUUGUAGACUACAUGCAUAUUAAGAAAUCUUGUGUUUUGUGAAUGGAACAGUAGGGACGUGGGUAAUGUUAAAAUACAGUUUCUGGUUUUAGGAAUUGUAAUGUGGAACCCACACAAUUGUAUUUCUAUGCAUUGUUCAAAUCUUUAGGUGGAAUGCAUGAUAUCAUGCACUUAAGAAAUGUUGUUUCUUUGGGUUUCCUACCAUAUUCAGACAAUAAAACCGAUGAAUUGUGAGAAACCUUGUAUAUUCAGAAUCAGUGGGAGCAAUCCCUAGUUACCAAACAACCCUUAGCUUAAUUAUGUUUUGGCUACCUCUAUACUAAUUUCCUGGUUUUGUUUGUUAGUUUCACAGGCAGGUAAAUUCUACUAUAUCAACCUUUGAAGGGUAUCCUUGGAAGUACUGCUACAAGUCCAGCUCACAGGACUCCCCAAAAAUACCAUCAAUGAAGCUCUUGUUUGCAAUGAACAACAGCUUUAUGAUCCAUAAUCCUGUUUUUAUGGUAUAUGGCAUUCAGGGUUUGACUGGAUUUUGUUUAGCUGUUCAACCUGCUGAUGGGGAUAUUGGAAUUAUUGGACUGAAUUUCAUGACUGGAUAUCGGAUGGUGUUUGAUAGGGAAAACCUGAACCUUGGCUGGUCUCGCUCUAAAUGCGAAGACGAGAUCAUCUGGGCACCAGGCAAUCCAUCGGGAAGUGCUAACCCACUCCCAACGAACCAGGAACAGAGGAUUCCCGGUCAGCAUGCUGUUUCACCAGCUGUUGCAGGUAGAGCUCCCUUGCGACCAUCAGCAGCUCCUCCCUCAACGCGACGAGCAUCACAUUUGAUGCAGUGGUUGCUGCCGUUGCUGGUGCUUUUCGUAUCUCCGACGUUGUGAAUAAGGAAGGAAAGACUUUGAUGCAGUACUCUCUACUACGCUAACUUCGGCUUUUGUAUUAGAUUAGGCCGCUCUACUUGUAAAUUAUGUAUCGAAGCUCUCCUAUAUGUAUACGUGUAUGUGAGUAUCCAAGGCUUGUUUCCUGACUCACCAUGCUGCCCUAGGCUGGCUGGCUGGCUUCCUCUCCAAUUUUGUAUCAUCAGUCUUCUCUUCCUCCUCACUAUUAUAUAUUUCCAGUAUAUAUCCUAUCGUCUUCGCUAUUCUUUUACUUUGCCAGUGUUGUCGAUUGAUUGUCGUCAAUCUCGUCAUGUUUUUCUUUCUUCCGCAUAUUUCACUGUAUUAUUCUCCAUUUCCCACCUUUCUUGCAGUUCUUUAUAUCUGGAUAAAAAGCACCAUGAAACACAUCUGGAUAAAAAGCUACAGAUGUAUGUUUGAAAGUCGAC